Molecule: messenger RNA, 1573 nt
Organism: Drosophila persimilis
Lineage: Eukaryota; Metazoa; Arthropoda; Insecta; Diptera; Drosophilidae
Gene: senju
Product: UDP-galactose transporter senju
Exons: 3
Coding region: 160-1338 (392 amino acids)
Biological process (GO): pyrimidine nucleotide-sugar transmembrane transport
Cellular component (GO): Golgi membrane
Molecular function (GO): UDP-galactose transmembrane transporter activity
Source: RefSeq, a predicted model, not a curated record
AAAAGUAUUUCCUAAUAAUCAAAAGUACUACGCUCGUCACGAAGCGGUGCUGAUAGCAGCUGCGAGCGUCAGUUCACUUAAAGUAUAGCACCGAAGUUUCUGUUCUGAGGUAGUAGUAGUAAUUAGCAACGCAACGCUGGCAAGCCCAAGACGUCGAAGAUGUCGACUAAUUGGCGUGAAUUGUUCCCCACUCGACUUACAUUCAUCAUAUUUCUGCUGUAUAUGUCACUGUUCAUAGGACAGGGCAUCUUUGUCACAGCAUCCCAGGAGUCUAACAACUCGUACGGCUAUAACACUGUAACCGUUGUACUGCUCACGGAAGUGUUCAAGUUAAUAGUUUCCACAUGCCUGUAUUGCAGAGACAACAAUCUGCGGUCUCUGGUGCGCGAUGUGCACAAAGACAGGAAUGUGCUGGCCUUGUACAUGGUGCCCGCAUUCCUAUACUGCCUCUACAACAAUCUCGCGUUCGUCAAUCUAGCCACAUUCGAUCCCACAACGUAUUAUCUACUACUCCAACUGCGCGUUGUCGUAACGGGCAUUCUAUUUCAAAUCAUAUUCAAGAAGUAUUUAUCUCAACGCCAAUGGAUAUCGCUGAUACUGCUCACCCUCGGCUGCAUGCUCAAGCAGGUCGAUUUUAGUGGCUUUUACAGCGAUGCCAACGACGACAGCGAGUCUGCUGCCAUACAGGCCAUACCGUCCAAUAGCAACCACAGCCUCACCGUUGACCAUAACCAAGUGCGUGGCAAAAAUAUGUCUGGCUUUGAUUUUAGCCUAAGUGCUGUGUUCAUACUGGCCCAGACCAUAUUCUCAUGUCUUGCGGGGGUCUACAACGAAUACCUACUAAAGGACAAAGGUGCAGAUGUCAACAUUUUCGUCCAGAAUGUGUUUAUGUACCUUGACUCGAUUGUUUGCAAUGCGGGUAUCCUUCUCCUGCGCGGCGAGUUGAUGGACGCCUUCAGCCCACACAACUUGGGUACCAUUAUGCGCUUCGGUGUUAUCAUCAUCAUUGUGAACAAUGCAGCCAUUGGCAUUGUGACAAGCUUCUUCUUGAAGUACAUGAACUCUAUUCUGAAGACUUUUGCAAGCGCCCUGGAACUGCUUUUCACAGCUGUGCUGUGCUACUUUCUGUUCUCCAUACCCAUCUACAUGAACACCGCACUGGCCAUAGCGGUUGUCUCCUAUGCCAUCUAUUUGUAUACCCAAAGUCCGGUUGUAAAUCUGGGCAAGGUUCGUCCAUUGUCAAGUCUGAGCGAGGCAUCCUCCAAAUCUACAGCCUAUGACAAACGAAAGCUUCUCGACGAGGAGGGUGACACCGAUCUGGAAAUGGACAUGGUGUAGUGCUAAUUGCUAGUCCUAGACAUAGACUCAAAUUGUAAAUAUCGUCAUCUAACUAUACUUCUUGUGGAAAAGUGCCUAUAACUCUUUUGAAAAGACGCGAGCAUGCAUUUGACUCUAGGCUUCGUGCAAUCGACGCAGAUUCAAUCAUCGACGGACAGACAAAUGUCUUGUAAAUACCAAAGCAUUUGCUUUAUUGAGUUAGGUUCAUAAUAAACAUAUAUUUUUUAAAUCGUAA